Molecule: messenger RNA, 860 nt
Organism: Cajanus cajan (pigeon pea)
Lineage: Eukaryota; Viridiplantae; Streptophyta; Magnoliopsida; Fabales; Fabaceae
Biological process (GO): microtubule-based process
Cellular component (GO): cytoplasmic dynein complex
Molecular function (GO): dynein intermediate chain binding
Source: RefSeq, a predicted model, not a curated record
UUGAGAAAAUUCCUUUUAUUUAUGGCCUCACCAGCUUUAUCCUUAGUUUCUUACUCGUCUUUGGCAUCAAUUUCUUAGCAUGACGAAAGAGCAUGAGAGAGAUUUAUUGAUGUACAUUUAUAGAAUAAGGCCAAAAUUCUCUGCACGCAAUCACAAGUAAGGACAGAAAAGUUGGACUAUGUGCCUCAGUGUGCCAGCUUUAUGGUCAUUUGAGUGAUUCGCUCACACUUGGAAUGGGAUCAUAUUUGUUGCUUAAAGCCUUUCUUCCUUCUUCUCUGUGUAAGAAGAUAUAAGGGUAACAGCAAGUUCAAUUUAAUUAGGAGUGAAAACAUGUUGGAAGGUAAAGCUGUGAUAGAGGACACUGACAUGCCAGUUAAGAUGCAGAUCCAAGCCAUGGCAUCCGCUUCUGAAGCUUUGGAUCUCUAUGAUGUUUUUGAUUGCACAUCCAUUGCUGCCCACAUUAAAAAGGAGUUUGAUACUAAGUACGGUUCUGGUUGGCAGUGUGUGGUGGGAUCAAGUUUUGGGUGUUUUUUCACCCACUCCAAGGGAACUUUCGUGUACUUCACUCUCGAGACUCUCAAUUUCCUCAUCUUCAAACAGCUUAUGACUGCUGAUAUUCGUGGGGAGGAAGAACAGGGAAAGUUGUGAUUUGAGGGAAUAUAAGCAGUAAUUCUAAGUUAUUAUGAAUUGGACCCUUUUCAUGUUUUGAAGGGUGCUUUGCUGUGUGAUCGGUGCUAAUUUUGAUUUUGUAUAUAUGAUAAAUAUUUGGCUCACUGUGUCUGUGAUAAAAUUUCUCUGCUUUAGUUCUUUUUAUGCUUUGGAUAAGGUCUCCUUCAUGGUUAAUAUUAUCUGAAUAUUCU